Messenger RNA from Dermacentor silvarum, 2688 nucleotides. RefSeq lists its product as uncharacterized. The record is from RefSeq and is a predicted model, not a curated record. The coding region runs from base 1 to 2400 and encodes 799 amino acids. Gene Ontology annotation, cellular component: endoplasmic reticulum membrane. The transcript has 10 exons. Gene Ontology annotation, biological process: cholesterol metabolic process. NCBI's taxonomy places the organism in Eukaryota, Metazoa, Arthropoda, Arachnida, Ixodida, Ixodidae.
AUGAGAGUUAGAGCUAAAUGGAACCUACUCAAGCAUCUGCUCGAUGACACUAAUACCAAGUCGAACCAAAGGCAAGUGACAGCGAAGGUUCUUCAGGAGGCAUCACAAUCAGAGACAGUAGUGACCGCACUUGAAAGACUCGCUCGCAAGUACCUGCCACUGGGCAGCUCGAGUGACGACGAUUAUCCGCCAUACAAAGGCUCAUCUUGCCCUGAGCGAGAUGACUCCUUCAAGUCAUGCGAAGUAAGGGAAGCCCUCCAGAACCUAAAUGGCAGGUCGGUCCCCGGUCCUGAUGGCAUCCCCAUCCGGGCCCCCAGAAACCUGGACGACGGCUCCAUAGAACGGUUGACAGAGGAAAUCAAUGGAAUGUGGGAACGAGGGGUUGUCCUGGAGUCCUGGAAAAUGGCCUCGGUCAUCCUCGUCCCAAAGCCUGAAAGGCCCCCGGUUCUCGCAAACCUCAGACCCAUUUCACUCACGUCCUGCGUGGGAAAGGUGGCGGAACAUGUCAUACACAACCGCAUCUCCAAGCACAUCGAGAAACAAGGAUUGUUUCCGUACAACAUGAUCGGCUUUCGUCCGGCCCUGUCAACGCAGGACAUGAUGAAGCUCAUCAAGUGUCAAAUCAUUGACAAUACCACCAGAGAUAUUAGAGGCAUCUUAGGUCUAGACCUGGAGAAGCCGUUUGACAACGCCUCCCAUGAGCACAUUGUGAACUCCAUCUCGGAGCUCAAUUUGGGAGAAGCCUUCCACAGAUACAUAAGCUCGUUCCUCCGGGAUCGCAAGGCCGCGCUCAAAAUUGGUGACCUCAAAUCCGACUAUUUCAGUUUGGGCCCCAGAGGCACGCCACAAGGAGCGGUAUUCUCCCCACCGCUUUUUAACAUUGCCACGAAGAAACUAUCGGAAAGGCUGUCCAACAUAGAAGGGAUCAGUCACACGCUCUACGCCGAUGACAUCACAAUUUGGUGCACCGGAGGAAGCGAAGCAGAUGUUGAAUUAGGCUUACAGGAGGCUGUAGAUCAAACAGAGAUGUACCUGGAAAGUACGGGGCUUAGAUGCUCCCCGAGCAAGUCUGAGUACCUCCUCUACAGUUGGUGUGACUGCAAGCUUAAUGAAAUUUUCAAUGCGUAUCAAUGCGCGCUUCACCUUCAAUCCGUGAUCGCCAAUCUCACAAUCUCGCGCAGGCUACACGACGACAUGUCGACCAUCGUGGUCAACUCCACGGGCAUCGUGGGCGUCUUCGGCCAUCUCAUUGCCAUCAACCUGGCUAUUCUGUUCCUCCUGCAUCCAUCGCUGCAGCUCUGGGCUAACUGUCGAGCGCUCGGCAAGAGCGGGCCCGUGGACGCAGUUUUCGGCAGCCUGUUCGCGCUGUUCCUGGGCUGCGUCACCGUGUUUCCUGUGCGCUACAUCUUCGUCAAUGAGCUGCCUCCUCUGUCCUCCUGCAUCCUCGCCUUCGAACAGGUACGACUACUGAUGAAAGCGUACGCGUACACGAGGGAGAUUGUUGGCCGAGUGCUCAAGCACGCGGAGCUGAAAGCGAAGAGUGAAAACAACCACGUGGAGCUGACGCUACCGGGACUAUCCUGCGUCCUCUACUUCCUCUUCGCGCCCACUCUGAUCUACAGGGAUUCCUAUCCCAGAACGCCCAAGGUUCGCUGGGGUGCCGUGCUGUGGUACACGGGCCAGUUCUUCGCGUGCGUGGCCAUGUAUUCCGUGGUGCUGAACCACUUCAUCAAGGACCUCUUCUGUGACGCCGGCAAGGAAGGGUUCCAGCUGUUGGGCUUCACGCUCACCGGUUGUGCCAUUAUACUGCUGGGCAGCAUCAGCAUGUUCCUCGUCUUCUACGGCUUUCUUCACUGCUGGCUCAACAUUUUCGCCGAGGCCAUGCGCUUCGGAGACCGACUCUUCUACCUGGACUGGUGGAAUAGCACUAGUUACGCGGACUACUACCGGUCUUGGAACUUGGUCGUUCACGACUGGCUCUUCAAUUACGUCUACCGUGAUGCCUACAAGGCCUUCAACUAUAACAAGAAACUGGCCAUGCUGGUUGUUUUCUUCCUGUCCGCCCUGGUUCACGAAUACAUCUUGGCUCUCAGCUACCGAUUCUUCUUUCCCGUCGUCCUGGUCGUCUACGGCACCCUCGGAGUGGCGCUGAUGUUUGCGACGAAAAAGAAGACGGCGCGCUUCUGGAACGUGUUCCUGUGGAUCACGCUAAUCGCCGGAUGGGGGAUGAUACUCAUCUUUUACACAGUGGAAUUCUACUCUAGGAUCAACUGCCCCACGUCCAAGAGCGCCCUGGCGGACUUCUUCUUCCCGCGGUCCUUCUCGUGGUCGUGCAAUUCCUUCAGCCACUCCAGCUGGUUCUCGUCGUCCUUCUACAAGCAGAAGCCCUCGCUGACGUGACGUGCACCACGCGUAGGAGUGCCGACGCACCGAGAGACGGACGUGCGAUCAUCAAUGUGUGUACAUUCCCAGUUCUGGCCACCAAGUUGCCUGAACCGUGUAAAUAUGUAGCAUACUCUCCGGAUCACGUGGGGACGACAGUUUUACGGGGCAACUGAGUUAAGUUUCGUGACGUAUUUUAAUAACGUGCUUGUACACAGCCGCGCUUGUUGAAAUCCUAUUUGUAUACCUAUUUUUGAAAGCGUUUUACACGCACUGCUGUGUUCGAAUAAAGUAUUCCAAACCUUC